Messenger RNA from Hyalella azteca, 4169 nucleotides. RefSeq lists its product as uncharacterized. The record is from RefSeq and is a predicted model, not a curated record. The coding region runs from base 2 to 922 and encodes 306 amino acids. NCBI's taxonomy places the organism in Eukaryota, Metazoa, Arthropoda, Malacostraca, Amphipoda, Hyalellidae. Gene Ontology annotation, cellular component: endoplasmic reticulum membrane; plasma membrane; endoplasmic reticulum-plasma membrane contact site. Gene Ontology annotation, biological process: intracellular sterol transport. Gene Ontology annotation, molecular function: sterol transfer activity; sterol binding. The transcript has 5 exons.
GAUGUCUAACCUAACCCGAGCUGGAGAAGUUUACGUGGUCAACAAUGAGGUAAACAACGAAGGAGUUCCGUUCGCCGACUCGUUCUACAUCAGCGUCCACAUUUGCAUCGUACGAGUCUCAGCCGCGGACGUGCAAGACGAUGUCAUCGCUGGAGUCACGGAGUGGUGUCAGUACUCCUGCUACUCCAGCGUACAGUACAAGAAGAGCGUCUGGGGAGUCCUUAAAGGUCAGUUGGAGCGUGCCACUUACUCCGGCAUGGAGGGCAUCCAUCGCGAUGUUGCGGCGGCGUUGAGAGACUAUGCCAUCGGUUCCAUGUCUGCUUCAGACGUACGCGCUGCCAAAGCUAUCGGACAGAACGCACGGAAGAAGAAGAGAUCGAAAACGACAUCUAGCGACUUCGGCCACUCCAACAAGAAAACAAAAGAUGAUGCGCAGAGAAUAAGCUGGGCUCACGGUAUCCUCAACACUUCACUUGUGCUCUCCGCGUUGCUGCUGGUGGUUCUCAACGUGAAUCUCUUCGCUAAAGUUCAGUACUUGGAAACCGUUUCCAAAAAUCUGACGCUGGCAAGCCACUGUCCAGCUUUACUUGCAACGCCGUUUACGGAUCAGCUUCUCACAUCAGACCCGAACAGCGAUGAUCCUCAAGAAAUUUGGGAACUAGUGAAGAAUUUACUGGCGUCACAAAAAGCAAGUUAUUCUGCUGAGCUGCAGCAGAUGGGAAGCCACUUGCUGCAGGCCACUCGGGCACUGGAUCAGGCUGACUCAGAGCUGCAUAUCGUUCUGGACCGUCUUCCACAUUCCUUGGAUGUCCUCGCGGACGCUGUGAAAGAACAUAUUCGAGAAGAACAAGUCAUGGGGAAGAUCAGCGACGUGUUCAAGCGCAUCGAAACGCGCCAGCUUGACAACAAAGCCCAAACAUAACAGUGUGGUGACCACUGGAAAAUGUUUCUUUUGUCUACGGUAAUUAUAAGUGAAUCCUGUUAAAAAUGGAGGAAAGGCAUUCCUUGCCUCAAAAGUUUAUGGUUGCACGUACGUAUCACCUGUUGAGAAUAUAGGAACGGGCACAUAUAUUUUUCUAAUUAACUGGAAGGUAACAAAACAUCGCCGAAGUGUUAAAAAGAUUUAUUGUUACUACACCGACAUAAGAGAGAGGCUCAACUAAGUAAAAUGAACUGCAAUAAAUAUAAAGACCAUUUUAAAUUUCUGAUUUUGUAGUGAACGGCCUGAUCUAACACUCAUUACAAAAAUAAUGUACAGCGAGAAAGCGCUUAACCUAGUGUCAUGAUCAACUUGAGAGAGCCGUGUCGGAGUGUGAAAAAAUCCUUGUGCGUUUUUAAUUUCGUACCACGUCUUGUUAGUGGAACACCAGUGGUUGUUGACAUGAAAUGCCUUCAUUUUUGACAAAAGGAAACGUAUAAAAUAACCUCAAAAUUGUUAAAAGGCACGCAACAUCAUAGGAAAUUCUAGUCUCGAAGGGUUUUGAAGUAAUGAGACAAUCAUAUUACAACAAAUUACAAUCCUUUCAUGCGGAUUUUAUUUUGAAAGUGCAACUCGGGAUUCCGCUUCGAAAAAAUUAUUCUUGCUUAGUGAAGCCGUCAACAACCACAAGUCCUGUCACAAGACGUGGCGUCGGAUGCUAUAGACCGAAAAAGUGAAAAACUUAAAUCUAAAAAAUUUUAUAACGUAGUAGCAAGUUACAGAUAGAAAGAGAGAGAUCUAAUCUCAGACCGAUUGAUGCCGAAUCGUAAAACUCCAAGUUUGCUUCCUCCAUCUUUACUGGAGGAGACCUUGAUCCUUCGACAACAAUGACCGAGAUAGGGGACGAUUAAGUAGUAUUAUUUACGCGGAGUACAGCCUAAACAUUGAUCCUCAACGAAACUCGACGAGUCGGGUCAUCAAUAGUAAGUAGUAAAACAUUCAUAUAAUGGAGACUCAUCACAAUUCAUCAGCUUUAAUUAAAAUAUUCAGUUAAGAUAUUUUGCUGCGCAUGGAAAGGUGUUCCCCGUUCUAUAUCACUCCCCGCUUCAGUUGUUUUGCUAUAGUUUCUUGCAAAGAGCACGUCUCCAAAACAGCCGUUUGAAAUCUUAGAUAACUAUAGCUCAAGUUACUCAACGCAGGGAUACCUUCAACUUAAUAACCAUGAAGAAGGCGUAUUUUGAAGUGCAGAUAAACAAUAUUCGUUUGCGCGGUUCCUAUGUGGGAACGAAUUAAGCGAUUCAAUCUCAAGAGCAUUAACGCUGACUGAGCCUCGUUGGCGAAACUGAAGUACACUGGAAUUACACGGCCAAUUGAUUAAGUUGACCCUCGUGGAAGGGUAUUUAUAUCGACGAUGACCUAUGGUACACUAACAGACAAGCCUAGAGUUGGACAUUUAGCAAGCAUUUAAAAGAAUUAACACGCAAGGGCAAUAUGUCACGUUGGGAACACCAGUUUCUUGACGAAAUUAUCCAAAAACCGUCAACCUCAUUCAACUAUUACAGCACUACUGAAGUGAGCAAUAAUCAAUUAUCUAUAAUCAUAUGCAGCGCUCACAAUACUGGCGCAUUCUCAUUUCUUCACGGCCAUACACACAAAAGGUUUGCUCACAUUUGCAAGCGGCGUCGGCCAAUUUCCUAGUUAAAAUUAUGGUUUUAUUUUUUUACGCAAAAAUAAGCUCAAAAUGGCUGGUCUUUCAUACGCAAAUAGAAGAGUAUUUUUAUUUAUAGACAAGAAAAGAAAAAUUUUACAGGAAUUCAUCUACGUGCAAUCUUCAUCAAAAUCCAAUUUAGUCAGAACCAUAAAAAAUCCGCCAUUGAAAAUGAAGGCAAGCUCGCCCCCAAGUGUCAUUAUUUAAUAGGCAAAAAACCAGUCUUCCACAUUAAAACCAAACGAGUUCAGAUACAAUAACAGCUUCGCAGCCCUCGUACUCAAGUUCAGAUAAAAACGAGCGUUUACGGACAGACGUGAUGAGUAUAUUGUAACGUAUACGAGAACAGUCAGAAGCUAAGACCGCAUUGAAAAAAAUAACUUUAUUCUUUAGAAAUAUCAGAGAGCUAGAAUACGAUGCACUUAAAACUAGUUCAUUUGGGAAAUCCGCGGCGCCGAACUGAACGACACGGAAAAACAAUCUGAGCGCUUGCUGGGAUAAACCUCAUUUGUUCGAGAUAGCAAGUUGGACACAAAGUUAUCAAAUGAAGAGCUGAUUUACGAAUCCUAAAAUUUCAGGCCUUAAUACGGAACUCUGGAGGAGUUCAGUAGCAUAGUUCCACACUCAAAUGUAGUGAACAAUUUUACGUAGUAAACAAAUCCAGUAAUAGGAAGCGUAAACCAAUGGCAAGUAGAUAUAGCAUUUCAUUGCGUUUAAUUACCAUUUAGAUAAAACGAAGAGAUCAAGGGAAAGAGGAGAUAAUAUUUGGAUGCUUAAGGCAAGCGCAAAACUAACAAAAAGACAGGUCAGGUUUCGUUAUCCAAACUUGAGUGGGCAAAAAUGCCAAGGAAUGCUCGACUCGAGAGCUUCAAAUGCCCCCAAAGAAUCAAAAUUGUUCUGUCUAAAGGCCAAAAGAAGCAAAGGCUGCCAAGUGAGCGCUUUCUAGUUGGGACUUAACAAUUACUAUACAAAAGGGGUGAAGAUUCGCUGUAUGAAACAAGCUAAAACUCCAAAUAAAGUAAAGCUCCUUUCAAUUUUAACACCUACUUCGUUAUCGUAUAAUACAAAUUGAUUUGGUUUACUCUUCAUAAUCCAUAUUAUCAUUGUAGUCGCAAUCCUCAUCUGCACUUUUGUUACAAAAAAAUCAUGGGCAACUUUUCAGCCACAGAAACAGUUUACUUUUCCUUCUCUUCGGUUUUCUUGUUGUCAUCUUUAUCUGCAGCGUCCUCUUCUUUUUGAGCCUUCUCUUUCUCAUCAGUCUCCUUCUCCUCUUCCUUCUUUUUCUCUUCCUUGACGUCCUCCUUCUUCUCCUUGGCUUCUUCCUUUUCUUCCUUCUUCUUUUCCUCCUCAGGAGGAGGCUUGGGGAGAUGGGAGUUCAAGUCCAAUGUCGAGCACAUCUCCUCCCAGUCGGGGAAGGCGCGAUCCUUGAGGCGGUCACAGAAGCCCUUGAGGUUGGCGCAGUUCUCCAGCAGCCAGUCGCGCAGGCUGUAGCUCACCUCGGGGUCCAUGUACACCAACUGCGCCAGGUUCGCGAACGCAACC